CCCUUCUUCUCCGUCUUGUACAUCUACGUCGCCCCGGCUAACCACCGGCGUCCACAACUUCCUGGCCCGCCGUGCCAUGAGCCCAUGACCACACAGCAAAACCACCACCGAGCAGCAGCUGAAGAAUUCCCGCUGAACUCGCCUGCCUCCUCCACCGGCUCCGCCGACUCCGCACCCUUGCACCACCGCGCCCCAGCCACGCCGUCAACUGUGCUCCCGUUCGACACCAACGACGCCGACGAGAUGCUCCUGCUCCACAUGCUCUCCCAGCACCACGAGGUCCAGCACGACGCGGCGGCACCCACGAUUGCGCCGGUGAAGCGGGAGGCCAGCCAAGAGGAAGACAAGGCGGCCGUGGACGUCGGGCCUGCGUUCCGCGGGGCGCGCAAGCGACCGUGGGGCAUGUUUGCGGCGGAAAUCCGUGACUCGACGCGGAACGGCAUGCGGGUGUGGCUGGGCACCUUCGACAGCCCGGAAGCUGCGGCGCUCGCGUACGACCAAGCUGCGUUCGCCAUGCUCAACUUCCCCGCCGACCAGGUCAGGCGCUCUCUCGAGGGCGCCGACGCCGACGUGUGCGGCCAUGCCCAAGGCGUAUCGCCCGUGCUGGCGCUCAAGCGGCGGCAUUCCAUGCGUAGCGGGAAGGCCAUGACAACAGGCAGGAAGUCGAAGGCUUCCACCCGGGGGGCGCAGCCAGAGGGCAUGGGGAUGGAACUUGAGGACCUUGGUACAGAGUACCUGGAGCAGCUGCUCGGCCCACCUCCUCCAUGAAUUCAUGGUGCUGGAGCCACCACUCCAUGACGACUUGAAGAUGAUGGACUGAUCGCUCGCUGCUUUUCUGUUUCUUGUUGCUCAGUCUUGUUCUAGCUAGAUAGAAUUCAGAUAGCUUCGUUGGGAUUGAGGAAACCGUUUGUGAAA
Triticum aestivum (bread wheat) is the source of this 915-nucleotide messenger RNA. Its product is annotated as ethylene-response factor C3-like. Lineage: Eukaryota; Viridiplantae; Streptophyta; Magnoliopsida; Poales; Poaceae. Gene Ontology annotation, biological process: regulation of DNA-templated transcription; ethylene-activated signaling pathway. The transcript has a single exon. The record is from RefSeq and is a predicted model, not a curated record. Gene Ontology annotation, molecular function: DNA binding; DNA-binding transcription factor activity. The coding region runs from base 85 to 768 and encodes 227 amino acids.